AUGGACUCGGAAUCACUGUCACCCUCUGCUUUAUUCAACAGAAGCCUCGAUUACGCUUCGAAAGCUUUAAACCUACCUGCGAUAGAAGACCACACCCAAGAACUUUUAACUCAAAGUCUCAACGACGUCGAAAGCCUUCGUCAUCAGAUCAGCGAUCUAUCGUUGUUUAGCCCCAAUGAAGUGUUUGAAGAUAUUUCUACUAGGGAUAUUAUCUAUCUGUUCGUCCCUUAUGUUUUCUCAGAGGUGCAAAGUCGCCUUCGAUCCAUUGGGAGGGCUGCGCGUAUGAAUACAGUCGUCCAGACAGAAGGUUACCUCAGAUCCUUCAUUUCGUUAGUCGAAAAUUAUGAGAUUAUUCCCGAGGACGAGCGCUCGCUUUAUUCGAGUAAAACAACAACAGUGAUUGAUCCUGCGAAGCGCAGAGACCUCAAGAUUAGUCAGUAUAAGAAGGAAAAGGAUUUGCGGGCUGGUAUCGAGGUGAUUCGGAAACGCGGGGGCCAACCGAGCUCUGACAGCCCGUCAUCGAACUUUGACCUCAUAGCCUCCCUCCUUCCUAAAGCCUCCAAACGAGUGUCCGAUUCAGAUGAACAACCGCUUGACUCGGAAACUGAUGAUGUUCUCCGCAAAACAACAUGCUUGCUCCUGCGACUAACGUUUGUUGAAGCGCAAAAACAGCUCGAGAGUUUGCAACAAGAACUUGAGAUCUUACGGAACGCCCCCCCUAGCCCACAACUCCCGUCUUUUUCUGAUUUAGAUGGGAGAGACAGGCAGCGGGAAUCUGAUGGAGACCUCUGGAAGCUGGAUUCGCCCUUGGUGACAAGCGGGAAAGGUCCACUGCUUGAUUCCUCAGGCAAGCCGCUUCGAACGUUUACUAUUCUGCCCUCUGGUGCAGGCGAACGGUCGCGCCUUCAAGCUCAGGUUUUUGGCCCAGGUCAUCGACUGCCAACGAUGUCGAUCGACGAGUACUUGGAAGUAGAACGUCAACGAGGAAAUAUCAUUACGGGUGGAGGAGCUGCGUCACGCGCCGCCCCGACAUCUUCUGAAAAGCUAGCGAUCGAUUCGGAAAUGGAUGGAACAGCAGGCGGCGAAACGAGGGCAGAGGAGAAACGUCUGAAAGAUGAGAGUUGGGCGAGAUAUGUCGACGAGCAUCCCAGAGGCGCUGGGAAUACGAUGAAUCGGGGUUAA
Laccaria bicolor S238N-H82 is the source of this 1182-nucleotide messenger RNA. RefSeq lists its product as uncharacterized. Gene Ontology annotation, molecular function: protein phosphatase 2A binding. Gene Ontology annotation, cellular component: cytosol. Lineage: Eukaryota; Fungi; Basidiomycota; Agaricomycetes; Agaricales; Hydnangiaceae. Bases 1 to 1182 code for a protein of 393 amino acids. Gene Ontology annotation, biological process: regulation of dephosphorylation; regulation of signal transduction. The record is from RefSeq and is a predicted model, not a curated record. The transcript is spliced from 6 exons.